UUGCAGAAAGUGUUCAGUGGUGAUGCAAAAACUGCCUACUUGGCACUGGUGGAUAGUGUUCAGAACAAACCGCGCUUUUUCGCCAAACAGCUCUACGAUGCUAUGAAAGGACUUGGUACAGCGGAUAACGAUCUCAUACGCAUCAUUGUUUCGCGAUCAGAAAUUGAUCUGGCGCUGAUUCGGGAAGAAUUCGAGAAAAUAUACAAGAAGCCACUGAUUGACUGGAUUAAGUCGGAAUGCUCGGGACCGUACCGCGAUGCGCUCAUUGUUAUUGUUAAAGGAAACUGA
Gongylonema pulchrum is the source of this 288-nucleotide messenger RNA. Lineage: Eukaryota; Metazoa; Nematoda; Chromadorea; Rhabditida; Gongylonematidae. The record is from the annotation of a GenBank genome assembly.